AUAAACCACGUUCCCUUACUAGGCAAGAUGGCAAAUCUGAAGCAGUUGGACGAUGGGGUGCAGGUUACAGAGGCAACUUCUGCGUCAGCUGUCCUACCUUCAGGAGCGGGCGAAGCCACAUGUAAAGACGCCACAGACACUGCCGCGGCGCCCUGUCUGAUACCAGGCUUCGCACAGGCUUGUACACUUAUCGCAGCCCCGUACUCAUGUCUGGUUAUGGAGACGCACCGUAGGCACGUUGCCUUGCCACCAAUGUACCUAAACAAGAAAAAGACAGGGAUUCAGGAGGAGCUAAAUGCUGAACUUUUGAAGUAUUCUAUGAGUUUAAAAGGUGUCCCACUGGCGUACGACGGCAUAAAGGUUUUGGGACGACACGGAGACAUAUUCGACGACCAGGGCUACAUUCACCUAAACAUUGAGGCUUCGUUUGUGGUCUUCAAACCCAGGAAUGGAGAGAAACUAUUGGGCGUGAUCAACAAAAUCAGCGUGGGCCACGUGGGCUGCCUGGUGCACGGCUGCUUCAACGCCUGCGUGCUGAAGCCGGCGCAGCUGAGUACCGAGCAGUGGAGGGCCUCGGGGCUGAGGGUGGGUGGCAGCCUGACCUUCGAAGUCUUCCAGUUGGACGCGGAUGUGGCCGGUGUCCUCCUGAUCAGGGGACGACUGGAGAGAUCCAGGGUGGAGGAGCUAGUUGCUGCCUUCAGCACUGCCAGAUCUCUGGAGGAAGCCACGGAGCCGGACUCGUCCGCCGUCCAUGGAAGCACAGAGGACGUCGCCGUUCCGAAGCCUAAAAAGAAAAAGAAGAAAAAAGACAAAUGGACGAGUGUGGAGGACGAGAGCAGAGAGCGUGCAGGCAGCGAGGUGACCCUCGACGUCAACGGGAACACAGCGGAGGAAGUCGAUGGUAACGGAACGGAGAUGCACUCCAGUCCUGACAGCCAGCUUAAGGAGGAGAAGAAGAAGAAGAAGAAGAAAAAGAAGGAUAAAUGGCAGGAGUCUUCCGAGGAGCUGCCGCCACCUGCUGACCUCCCAGGGAGUGACUCAAGUGGCUAUGUCAGCGAUAAGAGCAGCCGGAAGAGGAAGGUGCAGGAUGACUCCAACGAGCCUGUGGCCAAGAAGAAGAAAAAUAAGUGAUAUUUUCCCUGCUUCCAUGUUACUGUGUUUGAGGAAUUCCCAGGUUUUAUUUGAAAGUGCCUUAAUAAACCAAGAUGUGUUGGAUUACACGGAUACGAGGACGGAAUCGAGGAUAUGUAACGGGACGUGAUUUUGUCGUUUCACCAAUAGGGGGCAGUAUGUUUUCAAAUGUCCAUUUAGCAUGAGAAGACUUGGAGAUUUUUCACAAUAAUGAGUAAAGUGCCCUGCUUAAGAACUGAUGUGAAGUUACCAUAAUGUGUUUAUUUCUGCACCUGUUAUUGCAAAGUUAACUUUGAAUAAGGUGUUUACUGAAUAAUUUUAAUAAACAACAUGGGGUAAAAAAAAAAAUUGA
Messenger RNA from Electrophorus electricus (electric eel), 1483 nucleotides. RefSeq names its product RNA polymerase I subunit F (gene polr1f). NCBI's taxonomy places the organism in Eukaryota, Metazoa, Chordata, Actinopteri, Gymnotiformes, Gymnotidae. The record is from RefSeq and is a predicted model, not a curated record. Gene Ontology annotation, biological process: transcription elongation by RNA polymerase I; DNA-templated transcription; DNA-templated transcription initiation. Gene Ontology annotation, cellular component: RNA polymerase I complex.